AGAACAAAUACUCCUAAAACUUCUUAUAUAAAGUAAUAGUGUAGCCAAUGUGUACUUGCACAAAAUCUCUGAGUAAAGCUUUUCCAGUCUUGUGCAUAGAUCUGUUCCCUCAUGGAUUAAUACUGAAAACUCGUGUCUGUUAAUCAGGAUUAAAAGGCAAGAUGCUCGUGACUUUUGUAUAGGAUUUAGUGGAUUGAAGUCUAAUGUACUGUCUCAGCACUGGAAUACCCACGGAGGGUGCUUCCACCAUGAUUGCAAUACUUGAAUAGUGCUUCAACUCCAGUGAAUCAUGGCCAUAGAACAAGAAUGGUGGCAGAACAAACUGGCCGAGGACAUAUACGCCACUCUCAAACUGAGGGAACAGACAGUGCCUGCGCUGCAGGGAAACUCGACGCAGCUGUGGAUGCGGCGCCACCUGGUGGAUUGGCUGUCGGAGAUUGUUGGGGAGCUGGGGGUGUGCGCCACUGCCCAGCACCUGGCUGUGCACCUGCUUGACCACUUCAUGGAUGGACUGGAGGUGGAGAUGGCCUACCUGCACCUGGCGGCCCUCACCUGCCUCCUCCUUGCAGUGAAGUUUGAGGACCACUGUGAUCGUAUCCCCCACAUCAGCAGGCUGAACUCCUAUGUGCACGUAAACCAGUACAAUGGGGGUCAGCCCUACACGGCCCGGCAGUUUCUACAGAUGGAGCUCAACAUUCUCAAGUUUGCAAACUUCGAGCUCUGUAUCCCCACCGUGCCACACUUCCUGCCAUACUUCCUUAAGGUAGCUGUGGAUGAAGAUGACCUGGUGGACGGGGCUCCCAUCUCCAGCAAGGGCCUGGUGGAGACCUACCUGCACAAACAUGCAGCGUACUUCCAGGAGAUUGUCUUACAAGAUCACAUGUACAGUGAGUACUGCCCGUCCCUAGUGGCCGCAUCGUGCGUGGCGGCAGCACGUAUCUGCCUUCACCUCACCCCUACGUGGCCCAAACAGCUGGAGCUCAUGACUGACUUCUUCCUGGAACAACUGCUGCCCUGUAUCAAGAACAUGCUAGGGACACACCAGCGUGAUUCCAACAGCCUUACCAGCAGUUCCCUAGGUUACCUCCCCUCCUUCAUGGCUGAUGCCCAGAGUUACCCCCCUUGCUACCUGGUCACUCCCCGGGUACAGCCUGCUGUCCAGUCCCAGCAACAAGAAGGCUCUGUGGUCAGCAGUGUCCAGUCAGAAGCCCACACUGGCCGAGCGGUCAGCAAAGGGGUCGGCAGUGGUCAGCGAUACCAGCCCUACCUGAAGACUGCUGGGAGGGGUCAAGCUCGGAGAGGGGGCACUGAACUUGCCCAUCGCCCCACAGCCUGUGUUAGACGAACGGCUGCUGUCCACCCACUGCUAUGUCUGCAGCCUUUAGUAUCAGACAUGUAUGCUAGUGCUAGUGCUGUUGCUACCUAUGGUGCUGCUGUGGACAUUGGUGCUGUUGUGAACCCUGGGACCAUGCUAGCCUACACCAGUGGCAUGGCGGUGCCUCAGCUCUGCCCUCGGAUUCGGGGAUCAUAGGGGGUAUAAACUGGCAAGAACAUUGGGACCACAAAACUGGGGCUAAUAUGCACUUAGAUCUUUGUUUUGGGAAAACUGGGGGUAAAACUUGACAGUCUGCACCGGCUAAUCCGCGAUGAUGCUUUCUUUCUUAACUGGAUUUUUUAUACGAAUAGUUUGUUUUCCAAAAGAACCAUGAAACUGGAAAAGCGUUGUCCCUGAUAAGCCUGUGCAGACUGACUUUGGAUCACUUAGAUAUGCCCAAUCACAAUAUCCUUGCAGGGAAUUUUUUGAGGAUACCCAAAGCUUAGAUCUUUCAUGACUUACCAAAGUUCGGCAUGUAUGAACUAGGGUCUAUGGAAAAUUGAAUGCAGAUGGCAGGUGUUAUGCUACUCCAAAAGGAUACGUAGGGACUCAGGUGUUGUGCAUAUAUACCUGGUUGGUUGUAAAUAUUCGAAUCCUGUGUAAACCAAUAGGUUGUGCUGUCAUUUGGACUCUUGGAGGCCAUAUGUGAGGCAUAUUUAACACUUGGGGGACAAACAAAUCGAAUGAGGACAGGAUCAGUGUUCUUCUAUAAGUGAAUUAGUGGUACUAGAUAUACAAUUCUAGAGCUGGGUUGCUUUUUGUGGUUUCUGUUCAACUUGAUAGGUUUAACAGUUUUAUACAGCUUAUACUUUUUACUGUUGUUAAAUAUGUUCAUAGUGAUGCUUAGUUUUUUAAAUUGGUGCAGAUGUUGUACAUACUAGGGUCUUCUGUUGAUAUUUAUUCACAAAAAAACACAUUAUGCUAGUCUUUCAACCCUGUGAAUAUAAAAUUGCGAUAUUUACACAUUUUAUGUGAAAGUUUUAUUCAGAUCUCAAUGUCUUUGUUCCAUGUGUAGCGAUAUUAUGUAUUUUACUGAUAUUUGAGUUUUUUUGUUUGUUUGAUUGAAUCAAUGUGUCCUGGUUGGCUGUGACAUCCCAAAAUGUUCAGUUGCAUUUCUUUUUUGCUAAGCUGUUGUGUGAUGUAUGCUCAUUUUUUACUGUCCAUAUGAGAUGCUUCAUGUGAAAACGGGUCUUAUGGCGUAUGCGUCUAGGGUAGCUCCAGUCCAGCCUGCGCAAUGGCGCAGUCUGGUCAGGAGGUAUCAUGUCCACUGAUGAGAUCACUCAAUCUUUAGUUGUUUAUAGCCCACAUAGUAGCUCCAGAUUAGACUGCUUGAGAUCACUCAACGUCUAGUUGUGUUUAGCCCACAUAGUAGCUCCAGAUGAGACUGCUGGCAUGGGCACACUGGUCUGGAGCUACUUUGGACACAUAUGUUUUAAGACCCAUUUUCACAGGACGCGAAUCAUGCUGUCGAUAUGAUGAACACAUAUUAAGUUGAAACUGCUGUUUCAGUUUAACAUUUAGAUGUGUAUGUUCUAUAUUCCUUAACGACUAAAUACAGUGACUUUUUAUGCCCCCCCUUCAAAGAAGAGGGGGUAUAUAUUUUUUGGCCUGCCUGUCUGACAUUGUAUGUGUGUGUCUGUCUGUCCCUAAACUUUAACCUUGGUCAUAACUUUUACAAUGUUGAAGAUAGCAACUUAGUAUUUGGCAUGGAUGUGUAUCUCAAGGAGCUGCACAUUUUGAGUGAUGAAAGGUCAAGGUCAUCCAUCAAGGUCAAAGGUCAAAUAUAUGGGGGGGCAUAGUGUUUCACAAACACAUCACUUGUUUUUUAUUGUUACUAUGAAUGUUAUAGGGAAAGUUGUCUGUCAAUGUAAGGUGCCAAUCAGAUUCUGUUUAGUUAUCCCCUGCCAUAGGCGGAGGGAUAUUGUUUUGGCGUUGUCCGUCCGUCUGUCUUUUUGUCCGCCCGGAGCCAUAUCUUGGAAGUGCUUUGGCAGAUUUCAUUGAAACUUGGUAUGAGUAUAUAUAUGGAUAAGAGGAUGAUGCACGCCAAAUGGCAUUGUACACCAUCUGUUAAUAACGGAGUUAUGGCCCUUUGUAUCUUGAAAAAUUGCUUUUUUGAGUGUCAAAUAUAACACUUUUGUGUCCAGAAGCAUUUUGGCGGGGGAUAUGAAUUCAACGAAUUUGCUUGUUUAACAUGCAUUGUUUUGUUUUUUUGCUAGACAUUUUUUUAAUCACAUUCUGUAUUAAAUUUGUUUUUUACAUUUAUUUUUGCCUUUAAACGUUUAAGCCCAUCAAUCACUUCACCAAAAUAAGCACGUGUAUCAUAAUUAUAAUGAGUCAAAUGCUGUUACUUGUUGUUUACAUGUAUUGUCUUUCAACGUUUAAGUCCAUCUAUCACUUUACCAAAAUAAGCACGCGUAUCAUAAUUAUAAUGAGUCAAAUGCUGUUAUUUGUUGUUUCUAUAUAUCUUGUUGUUUAAUGUUAAACUUGCACAUGUUUGUUGAGAUUAAAUAUGCAUGGUCCUUCAACCAAUCAAGUGUUUUACAGGGACUAUAUGAGCAGUACAAGCUAGCCAUUUUAUUAAUUCUUUCAGCAUUGUUGCUCUCAACUUAAUAUAAGUCUCGAAGACAAGAUACCUGUAGUUCAGUUGGUCUGUAAUAUCCAUAUAAGCCUCGCUGUGGGAAAAUGGUAUUUAAUGCAUGCCCGUAAAGUAUCGUCCCAGAUUAGCCUGUGCAAUAUGCACAGGCUUAUCAGGAACAACACAUUCCCCUAAAAAUGCAUUUUUGCUUAACAGAGAUGUCCUUAAAACGAAAAAUUCAAGAAAAGUGUCUGACUGCACGGGCUAAAUUGGGACGACACUGCGCACAUGAAUUAAACCCCAUUUUAUCAGACUCUGAGAAGACAACUCAUAUAUAUUAUGUUGCACAUAUUUUAUCAUGUCUUUGUUAUGUACCAGUGUUCUAAUUCAGUUUAAACUUAGUCAGAAUAAUUGGUUUGGAUGACUUCCAGCCUAUUGGUUGAUUUUUCAGAGGUCAUUAUUGAAGGCAUGAAGGAUGUAUGAAAUAAGCAAUAAAAAAAAGCAAAGUUCGUACUAGAUAAUAAAGUUGUAUCACCUGUGAUAUAACUCAAAAUACCACAUUUUUAUUGUAUUAUCUUUGUGAAAGGGAUUUACAUGCUACGUACUUGGAUUGCAUAUAAGCAGGUUUAUUUUCAGUUAAUUUUUCCAUGUUACUAAUACAAAUGCAAGUGUUACUGUCAUGAUGUUGUUUAUAUUAAAUUUGUACACUUUGUCAUGAACAUAUUUGUGUGAUGCAUUAAC
This is a messenger RNA of Dreissena polymorpha, 4691 nucleotides long. RefSeq names its product cyclin-J-like. Gene Ontology annotation, cellular component: nucleus; cyclin-dependent protein kinase holoenzyme complex; cytoplasm. Bases 290 to 1531 code for a protein of 413 amino acids. The transcript has 5 exons. NCBI's taxonomy places the organism in Eukaryota, Metazoa, Mollusca, Bivalvia, Myida, Dreissenidae. Gene Ontology annotation, biological process: mitotic cell cycle phase transition; regulation of cyclin-dependent protein serine/threonine kinase activity. The record is from RefSeq and is a predicted model, not a curated record. Gene Ontology annotation, molecular function: cyclin-dependent protein serine/threonine kinase regulator activity.